AUGCGCCCGCAACAACUCACCAAACGCGCUUGUGACGAGUGCAUCUCCAGAAAGGUCAAAUGCAGCGGUGCCUGGCCUUGCGAUAGGUGUCAGAAGACAACCAGAAAGGGGAAAUGCACAUAUCUCAAGCCGGCGCGGAGGAGGGGACCGAAGGUUCGUCGGUAUCCUCUGGUUAGUGAGGAUACACUGGAGGGUCAAGAUCAGACAGUCCCUGCGAGAGCUAGUCCGACAACAAUUGAGGACGUCCAGGAAGGCGUUGGCACGGAAAGGGAAUACGAUGCGACAUCCAAAACAUGGAGCCAAACUAUAAUUCCCCGGUCAAUUCUGGCGUCUGCCGUCCGUCUGUACCAGGAGUACUCUUACAGUGUCUGGCCGGUGAUCAAAGCAGAGGCUCUCCUGCAGAAACUCGAGAAUGGCCACUACGAGGACAACACAUACUGUCUUGCAACGGCACUUUCUGCGGCGACCAUGGCACAGUUGCAUCUGGCUCCAUUGACAGAGGAACAAUGGACGGUGGACAGCUCCGUGAUGGCUGCAGAGUGUAUUCGAAUUCGGGAGCAGAGCAACUACCGAGAAAGCCUCGACGCGAGGUGCAUCCUUGCAUCCUUUUUUCUGCACGUAUACCAUGCAAAGAUCAACCAGCGGAACUCAGCGAUGAUUUUUAUACAAGAGGCUAUCUCUGGCGCGAGGCUUUUGAGGCUGGAUGUUGAUGACCCGAUGGAACAGGCAUGGGCGUCGGAUGUUUUUGAGAAUCGCGAGAUUCUGUUUCCUCUACUCUGGGUUUCUGAGAGGGGCUAUUCCAUGCAUCUUGGCCUUGCACCGUCCUAUACGAUCCCUGUUCGACUGCCGGAAGUAGGGGUGAUGCUUGAAAAUGUCCAUGUACAAGGGCUGCUGGAGUUGGUUCGUCUUUUCGUUGCAUUUGACAGAAUUUCAGUUCGACACGGAACCUGUUUGGAUGCAGGUGUUUCACCAGUAGACCUGGCCGAGACCGAGGCGACACUCUCAGCACUCUAUCUGGGUCAGGGGAAUAGUGCAUCUACUCGAAUGGCAGAUUAUUACAUUACGAGGGAAUGGAUGCGGACAAUUGUCUGGCAAAAGGCUUUGUCUUUGCGUCUGCUAUCAUCGACGGCCUACACUGAGCUAAUGACCUUUGACUUCCCAGCUCUUGUCAGUCGUGAUCUUCUGCAAUCACUACGAGGAUUUUCAGAGUCGGAUCUGCUACCUUUGGGCCGGGACCAGUUGCUCAAGUGCUUCGAAGUCGCAAACUCCCUGGCAGAUACUGUUUUAUUUACCUCUGCGGCACUACGUCCCAACUUCCAGCUGGGGCCUUCGGACUUUUUGCAUGCUUUAUAUCAGAAAAUACUGCCUUUCCUGGAGCAAGACCCUAUGUUGAAAUCGAUUCUCCGCGCAAAGACUGCAGAAGCUCUAGUAAAGGCCCCGGCGCGGCUACUGGGUAUUGGAUUUAGUGAAGAGGACGGAGAAAAUGAAGUAAUAACUGAACAGAAUAGCUUGGUUUGUUUUAUCGAAGAGGAGCUGCUGCAGGAUAUCCCAUAUCCAACAGAAUCAUAUCAAGACAAUCUAGACUCGCCAACAUCGACUGGCUAG
Aspergillus wentii DTO 134E9 is the source of this 1605-nucleotide messenger RNA. RefSeq names its product putative C6 transcription factor. Bases 1 to 1605 code for a protein of 534 amino acids. The record is from RefSeq and is a predicted model, not a curated record. NCBI's taxonomy places the organism in Eukaryota, Fungi, Ascomycota, Eurotiomycetes, Eurotiales, Aspergillaceae. Gene Ontology annotation, molecular function: DNA-binding transcription factor activity, RNA polymerase II-specific; zinc ion binding. Gene Ontology annotation, biological process: regulation of DNA-templated transcription. The transcript is spliced from 3 exons.